AUGGCCGACGAAGAACGCACGCCCCAGGCCGCCCGCAUGUCGCCACCCGACGCGCUCAUGCUUCCGCACGUCAUUGAGGCGAUUGCUACGUGCUCGAUCAACCAAGAAGACUUUGAAAGUUUUCUUCGCGCAGUGCCACGAUCGCUUUGGACGCCGGCGCUCGUAGCUUUUCUCGACUGCCACACGGAGAAGCCAUCAACGGUCAGUGUCAACUGGCCGCGCAUCAAGCUGACCGACGUGGAGUUGUCGCCUUCGGUCUUGACGCUGCUCGCGGCGAUGCUACCGCUGCGUCCACGUAUGGUACUGCGCCGCACGGACUGGGAUGCAGCGUCACUGGCCUCGCUUAUCGCCGUCCUCGGACCUGCGCUCAGCGACGUCACGCUGCUUUUUUCGAGCAACCGCACGGUCAAUGGCCAAGGCCACGCGAUCAGCAACCUCUUCUUGCAGCGUUGCCCACGUCUACGCCGAGUGGUCAUCUGCGAAGAGCCCACGACGGCAGCCGAGAUUAUUGAGCUCAACGAUUUGCUUGCAGUCGCUGCCCACCCGCAUGUCGAAGAUAUGACUAUCAACCUGCGUCGCGCAACUGCCACACCGCGACUCGGGCAUCUCUUGGCCACAUGGCUCUUGACAGCGCCGAGCCGGGAACUCCUUCUGGAAAAUGCCACGGCCUUGGACCACGAUGGUGUCAUCGCGUUCUGCGAUGCGCUGCAAGCCAACACGACGCUGACCAAUUUAAGCAUCCGCAACGCAAGUGCCCUCGGCGGCUUCCAUGGUCGCACGCUCCCCGUGUCGUUGAAGACCUUGACGUGGAAUGUUAGAUUCAAUCGUGUCAUCAAUGUCGUCACACUGACAGACCUCGCGACCGCCGUCGGGCCCACGCACCUCGAACAAUUCGACUGCAAUGUCUUUUGCUGGCUCGCGACUUGCCCGGCCGCGGCGCCAAUGCUCGCACAACUGCAGAUGCUCACUGUCAGCUCGUUGGAUGUCGGCGACAUAACAUCGUUGCUUGCGGGCUUGUCGUCGGUCCCGGUGCUGAUAUCUCUCACGCUUCGCAACUGCAACCUCUCGUCGUCGACGAGGCUGCUCAUGAAGACGCUUGCGACGACGUGCGUGCAUCUCGUGCGGCUCGAUGUCUCGGAUCACGAUUUGACUCGGGACGACGCCUCCGCUGUUAUUAUUGGAGUCACUCGAUUGCUGCAGUUGACAUCGCUGACGUUGUCGAUGCGUCUGUCAGAUGUGCUGCACAUACUUCCAGCGCUCAUUGCCGCUGGUCGCCACCUCCGCGACCUCACCUUGACGGCCGCGUGGUCGGACGCCGACGACGACGCCGACGACAUUCUCAACCUGGGGAUGCGCGCGAUCUUCCGAGCGCUUGCGCAAGUCCACGACGUUCCAUUUGUGGCCGCCACGCUGCCAAAGAACAUGGACCAAUUCGUGAUCGACGCGCUUGGUCCGCGCGCCGAUCGCUGUCACCAGUGCGAACUGCACUGUACACGAGACACGGCGGGUCGGCCGACGCCGCCACACGCGGUCACGCUUCCGCACGUCAUCGAGGCCAUUGCUACGAUCCUGAGCAGCCACCAGGACCUUGAAAGCUUCCUCGUAGCGGUACCGCGAUCGCUCUGGACGCCGGCGCUCACGGCCUUUCUCGACGUCCCGACGGCCAUGCCAUCCAUGGUCAGGGCCGAGUGGCCGCGAAUUGUGCUGGCCAGCAUGGACUUGCCGCUUUCGGUCCUGGCGCUGCUCGUGGCGACGCUGCCGCUGCGUCCCCACAUCGAGAUUGAGCGUCGGAUCCGAGAUGCGGCGCCACUCGCCUCGCUCGUCGCCAACCUUGGCCCGUCGCUGAGCAGCGUCAUUCUCGAUUUCAACAGCGACAGCUUGGUCGAUGGCCAAGGCCGAGCGAUCAGCGACCUCUUCUUGCAGCGCUGCCCGCGUCUGCGCCGAGUGACCAUCCGCGCCUUGUCUAUUUUAGAGAACAAACUGAUUGAGCUCAACAAUCUGCUUGCAGUCGUCGCCCACCCGUUUGUCCAAGAGUUAUUCAUCGACCUGCAGUACGUGACUGCCACGCCGCGACUCGGGCAUCUGUUGGCUUCUUGGCUCUCGACGGCGCCGGCGACGAAGCUCAGAGUGAUCAACGUCGCCCAGAUGGACCACGAUGGGGCCAUCGCAUUGUGCGAUGCACUGCAAGCCAACUCGACCCUUCGAAAGCUCUCGAUCGACGACGUCCCCAAUCUCGGUGGCUUUCACGGUCGUAUGCUCCCAGCUACGUUAAAGUGGCUCAAGUACAAUGCGUUCUUCAACAGAGUCGUCGAUGACGCAACAGUGACGGACCUUGCGACAGCUAUCGGCCAUACGCAUCUCAACCAUCUCGAAUGUAAUGUCUUUGGCCAGCUGGCGACAUGUCCGGCCGCGGCGCCGAUGCUAUCGCGACUGCGGUCCCUCUGCGUUAACCAAGUAGCUGACGACGCGAUGCAGAGAGCGAUCGCGGGCUUGUCGUCGGUCCCGGCGCUCUCAUCUCUCGACAUUUGA
Molecule: messenger RNA, 2529 nt
Organism: Saprolegnia diclina VS20
Lineage: Eukaryota; Oomycota; Saprolegniomycetes; Saprolegniales; Saprolegniaceae
Exons: 3
Coding region: 1-2529 (842 amino acids)
Source: RefSeq, a predicted model, not a curated record